GCUUUUUCGCCUCUGUUCUUAGCCCAUCACCAUGCUCGCGACAACGCUCCGCCGCCACUUUAGCUCGAGCACGCGCCCCUUCCGCGUCCUUGGCAUCCAGCAGGUAGCCGUCGGCGGCCUCGACAAGGGCGCGCUCAAGCACCUCUGGGUCGACACGCUGGGCCUCACGUACAAGUCGAGCUUCAAGAGUGAGCGCGAGAACGUCGACGAAGACAUCCUUGAAGCCGGGAAAGGUCCGUUCGCGGUCGAAGUCGACAUCAUGCAGCCCAUUGAUGCCACGAAGGCGCCCAAGGUGCAUGUGCCCCAGCUCAACCACGUGGGACUCUGGAUCGACGACUUGCCCAAGUGCGUGGACCACUUGACGAAGCAAGGCAUGCGUUUCACGCCUGGUGGCAUCCGCAAGGGCGCCGCGGGCUUUGACGUCGUCUUCCUGCACCCCAAGGGCAACGACGCGUUCCCGCUCUCGGGUGAAGGCGUCCUUAUCGAGCUCGUGCAAGCGCCGGCGCAUGUCAUCCAAGCCUUUGACGCGAUCAAGGAGUAGAAGCGAUUCCUUCGUAAUGUACAUGCUUUCUGUG
This is a messenger RNA of Saprolegnia parasitica CBS 223.65, 575 nucleotides long. RefSeq lists its product as hypothetical. Bases 32 to 541 code for a protein of 169 amino acids. The record is from RefSeq and is a predicted model, not a curated record. Gene Ontology annotation, molecular function: methylmalonyl-CoA epimerase activity. The transcript has 2 exons. Gene Ontology annotation, biological process: L-methylmalonyl-CoA metabolic process. Gene Ontology annotation, cellular component: mitochondrion. NCBI's taxonomy places the organism in Eukaryota, Oomycota, Saprolegniomycetes, Saprolegniales, Saprolegniaceae.